Messenger RNA from Linum trigynum, 918 nucleotides. Lineage: Eukaryota; Viridiplantae; Streptophyta; Magnoliopsida; Malpighiales; Linaceae. The record is from the annotation of a GenBank genome assembly.
UGCAACGGGAGAAGACAUCGUCUCGAGGGAAAAUAUCGGCAGUUGGAAGAUGAGCGAGAAGCCUCCGUGGGCAUAUAUGUUGCCCGAGAUUUUGUGCUUGAUUCGUGAGAGAUUAUCGUGGGAGGAUUAUUUCAGUUUUAGAUUGACAUGUCGUCACUGGAACUAUUCCGCUGAACUAGACCAUGGCGUCUACAAGAAUAUCAAGUAUCCUUUCCUGCUGCAUUAUUCCAAGACCAUUAUUGGAACUGAUUCAUCCGCUCUCUUGAACUACUGUUGUCGAGCCUACUCCCCUGCAUAUUUCAAAACGUAUUAUCUGCGCGCACCCGACGAAGUUUCCGAUGCAUGUAUUUCAUGCUCCUGGUACGGAUGGCUGCUUUUCUCCGGAGAGGGCCGCAUUUUCUUUUAUCAUCCCUCCACGAGAGACAUCAUUCACUUGCCCUAUUACGACCGAAAUAAAUGCGGUAGCUUCAACCGGAUGAGUUUUUCGGCCCCACCUACGUCCCCUGACUGUGUGGUUAUCGGUCAAGUGGAUAUCAACUCCGAGAAGCGAACGAGGAUCGUCUUCAUUCAGCGAGGACAGAGUUCUUGGAAUCACGAUCGAAACGUCCACAACGUGGCGAGGUUGAAGAGCUACCGUCCCAAGAAGUUGAGAGCAGGCAACGUGAAGAAGAUCAAAGUCAAAUCCGAAGUCGUCCGAAUGGAUCUGACCAGGUCUCAAAGGAAGGCUAAUUUCUUCUGGCCUCAUUACAAUUCUUCCCCGCUUUUCCACAGAGGAGCAUUCUACUGUCUGUCUCAGGAUGGAAGGCUGGGGGUUUUCAAUCACUAGGCGAAAAAUAAGGACAAGGCGUGGAGGGUAUUUGAUGCAUCAUCGGCCGACAUCUUUCGUGACAACAUAGUGAAUGAAGCUUAUUUAGUGGA